Delphinapterus leucas (beluga whale) is the source of this 1236-nucleotide messenger RNA. RefSeq names its product NPHS2 stomatin family member, podocin (gene NPHS2). The record is from RefSeq and is a predicted model, not a curated record. Gene Ontology annotation, cellular component: plasma membrane. NCBI's taxonomy places the organism in Eukaryota, Metazoa, Chordata, Mammalia, Artiodactyla, Monodontidae.
AUGGAGAAAAGGGCUCGGAGCUCCUCCAGAGAGGCCCACGGGAGGGGCAGCGGGUCCGCCCACAAAGAGAACAAGAGGGCGAAGGCCGAGAGGGGCGGCAGAGGCCGCGGGCGCCGGGACGCCGGGCCGGAGCAGACGGCCCUCGGGCGGGCAGGGAGCCCGGGUGAGCCCCGAGCGCCUGCAGCCACCGUGGUGGACGUGGAUGAGGUCCGGGGCUCUGGCGAGGAGGGCACCGAGGUGGUGGCGCUGCUGGAGAGCGAGCGGCCCGAGGAAGGUACCAAGUCUUCCAGUUUAGGGGCUUGUGAGUGGCUUCUUGUCCUCACAUCCCUGCUCUUCGUCAUUGUGACCUUCCCUUUUUCUAUCUGGUUCUGCAUAAAGGUUAUACAGGAGUAUGAGAGAGUAAUUAUAUUCCGACUGGGACAUCUGCUUCCUGGAAGAGCCAAAGGCCCUGGCCUUUUCUUCUUUUUGCCCUGCCUGGAUACCUACCACAAGGUGGACCUUCGCCUCCAAACCUUGGAGAUACCCUUUCAUGAGGUUGUAACCAAAGACAUGUUUGUAAUGGAGAUAGAUGCCAUCUGCUACUACCGAAUGGAAAAUGCCUCUCUUCUCCUAAGCAGUCUUGCUCAUGUGUCCAAAGCGGUCCAAUUCCUUGUGCAGACCACCAUGAAGCGUCUCCUAGCACAUCGAUCCCUCACUGAAAUUCUUCUAGAGAGGAAGAGCAUUGCACAAGAUGUAAAGGUUGCCUUGGAUGCAGUGACCUGUAUUUGGGGAAUCAAAGUGGAGAGAACAGAAAUUAAGGAUGUGAGGUUGCCAGCCGGGCUGCAGCACUCACUGGCGGUGGAGGCCGAAGCACAGAGACAGGCCAAAGUGCGGAUGAUCGCUGCGGAAGGGGAGAAGGCUGCGUCCGAGUCCCUGAGGAUGGCAGCCGAGAUUCUAUCGGGCACUCCAGCUGCUGUUCAGCUUCGGUACCUCCACACCCUGCAAUCCUUGUCCACAGAGAAGCCUUCCACAGUGGUUUUACCUUUGCCAUUUGACUUGCUAAAUUUCCUGUCUUCUCCAAGCAGUAGAACUCAAGGAAGCAUCCCUUUACCAAAUCCUUCCAAACCUGUUGAGCCACUGAACCCUAAAAAGAAAGACUCUCCCAUGUUAUAGGAGGAAACAAGGAUAAUGUGACUGCAAGGAAGGCUGCCAUAUAACAGCUACAGCCCUAAGCAAGGCCCCCUGUCCUCACUUCCU